AGGAAGCAGACGGACAGCCGUAGACGGGGGAACUACCGAAGGCCGGAGAGGAGCCUUAAUUCUUGUCUUUUCAUCGGCACCAAACACCGAGACCUCACAGAAUGUCGAAGAACACGGUGUCAGACCGCUUCCGGCGAGUAGACGUGGACGAAUACGACGAGAACAAGUUCGUGGAUGAGGAGGACGGAGGAGAAAACCAGCUGGGUCCCGACGAGGCAGAGGUGGAUUCGCUCAUUAGGCAAGGGAAUCUCAUGGAGGCGUUGCAAGCAGUUCUGAAGAACCCACCAAUCAACACAAAGAACCAAAACGUUAAAGAGCGGGCUGAGGGCUUAGUACUGAAAGUGCUGAGCUCCUUUAAGAGCAGCGACAUCGAGAAAGCAGUGCAGUCUCUAGACAAGAAUGGUGUCGACCUGCUGAUGAAAUACAUCUACAAAGGCUUUGAGAGGCCGUCAGAGAACAGCAGUGCUGUCCUCCUGCAGUGGCAUGAAAAGGCCCUUUCAGCAGGUGGAGUGGGCUGUAUCGUGCGGGUGCUAACAGCCAGGAAGACUGUCUAACAGAAGAGCAGAGGACACUUACACUGCAGUAGUGUUCUGGUAUACAAUGUAAUCUAACGGAUGGCACAGGGACAAUAAGAAAAACAGAUUUUUAACCUGUCGUUUCCCAAGGGAGCGCUCUUCACCUUAGACCAGACAUAGAAAGACCACCAAAUCUAGGUCACGUUUGGUUAAAAAUCUUUUUCUCUUUUUUUUGAAUUCUUCUCCCCUUGUACGAUCACAGCCUAUAUGGUAUUCCUCACAGGGUGCUACAUAUGACUUCCCACGCCACAGAUCGAUCUGUGCCGCGCUCCAUAUCUGUUUCAUUGCCUCCAUUUCAUCCAUACACACAUGAUGCACAACAGUUGGUACGAACACAUGACCUAAACUCAGAUGAGCAACUUUUUUCACAACACAUUUGAGAGUAGUGAUAAUCACGAUUUCUGCCAUUUUUAUAACCCAUUGAUUCUCUCAGACACACGUGUGCGUGUACGUACAUAUACACUUAGACACAUGCAUACAAAUACUUUGCACAUAGUAUACAGAUGUUAGGUGAUUUUAGCUUUGUUUCUCAGGAAAAUUCUCAGAAAACGGUCUUCGUUUAUCAUCAUUCUCAGUGUUUCCUUUGCCUCAGUGCUGAUUGGAGACUUCCUGAUGGAAUAAAAGUGUGAUUCUCAGUAAAUCCUCCCCAUUGCUUCUCUCUGAAGCUUUAACAGUAGGAGCCUCCUGAAAAGCGCAGUCGCAGAUGGAAGGUGGUGGAUUUGCUGGGGGGGUUGCCCACUCGCCUAAGGGGGUCUUUCAUAUAUCCAUCCACUCAGCGUGCCCUAGUUGGGGAUUAUUACCCACGAUGCAGCACAUCCUGCUAUCUGUACCGCCACUCUCUUUAAUCCCCCAUUACCCCUCACGUCCUAUGUCUGUCUGUCUCUCUCCCACAUCCACCUUCUUAGACUGUACAGGGUGUUAUGUAGCGCUGCUGUUUACUGGAGGUCGAGUUUUCUGUACAUACAGGAAAACUAUGCAUUACCAUGUUUUUUGUUUUUCUCAGAUUGUUUCAUUUUGGAUUUUGCUCUUCACCAGGAAUGAUAAUCUGGGAUUAUACUUUGUCAUCUCCCUUUGGACCGUCACUGCUUUGUUGUCAUAUUUUUUUCCUUUUCAAAUUCAACCCGGUUUAAGAUAAGGGUUCAGGAGUUUAACAGAAUUACUCUGCUUGUUGUGCAGCAAAGACGGUCAUUAGGGAACUGAUUUUGGCUGCAACCUGAAUGGAGGGUGAUUUUUUAUAUAAAUUCCUAAUCUGGUUUGGUAGACGUAACUUGGUCUCACCCUGAAAACAAAUCUGUAUGAUCCAACGUUUGAGCUUGUUUUAUUUCAAGGGUUUCAUGCCUGUUUUCUAUGUUGUUUACAAGAUGUGUUGGGUUUCUUUCUGAAAGUACUUUUUUUCUUAUCCAGCUCUUCGAUUCACAAUUUAAUUUGGUGUGGAAUAAUCAAAAUAAUAUAGCCAUCCACUCUUUCCAAAGGAGAAUAUACUGUUUUUACAACCACAAACAUCGUCCCUUUCAUACGAUCAGGGAGAAACCCUGGACAUGUUGUCCAAGUCUUGUCUGUCAUAUCUGCUCAUCUGUUGCCAAAUGAUUGAUUUUGCUUUUCAUGGAAGCACUGAAGCAUACAUUGAUGAUUUAAGCAGCCCUUUCAUAUUAGAGAAUAAUUUUAAAGACUAAAAUCAAGAUGCUAAUAUCUAUCUAUCUAUCUAUCUAUCUAUCUAUCUAUCUAUAUAUAUAUAUAGCUAUAGAUAUAUAUAUAUAUAUAUAUAUAGAUAUAGCUAUAGAUAUGUAUAUAGAUCUAUACACACUCUCACACAUGAAAGCCCAGUUUUAAAUAUGUUGCUUUGUUUUGGUCAUUUCCAAUUACUGCUACUUCUGGAAAUAAACCAGUCAUGGGUGCUCCGAAUAGACGUAUGAGGAAAUGAGUUCAUCAUAAAUUCGUUUUUCUGCCUCGCUUGUGUAAGCAUCUAGAGUGAAAAUAACUCGUGGGGUUUCUCUCAAAUGAGUUUGCUUGUGCUAAAUCAGAAAAGCAUUACCCACGUUUUGCUCGUUUAGAUUCACUAGUUAGUGGACAUGGGUUUUCAUGUUUGAAUAUUGUCAUCAGUGGCGAUGCAUUCGGACAUUAGACACCUUUUCUAAUGCAGCAAUGGCUAGAAAAAGACCAGAUUUCUGAAAGCCGGAUGCUUUAUGUUACUUUGUGUAUCUUAGCCACUGAUGCUCUUCAAACCAAGGGUGAAAAUUCAAUGGAACAUACCAAACUGAUGUACAAAAUGCCUUACUCAGAUAUUCCUUUUUUAUGUUGUGCUUUUCUGAUAAAAUAAAAAAGGUACGUAAA
Messenger RNA from Lampris incognitus (smalleye Pacific opah), 2906 nucleotides. It is a transcript of the gene arpc5b, whose product is annotated as actin related protein 2/3 complex, subunit 5B. NCBI's taxonomy places the organism in Eukaryota, Metazoa, Chordata, Actinopteri, Lampriformes, Lampridae. Gene Ontology annotation, cellular component: Arp2/3 protein complex; actin cytoskeleton; cytoplasm. Gene Ontology annotation, molecular function: actin filament binding. The record is from RefSeq and is a predicted model, not a curated record. Gene Ontology annotation, biological process: Arp2/3 complex-mediated actin nucleation; cell migration; regulation of actin filament polymerization. Bases 102 to 554 code for a protein of 150 amino acids. The transcript has 4 exons.